Marmota monax (woodchuck) is the source of this 1642-nucleotide messenger RNA. It is a transcript of the gene Ccrl2, whose product is annotated as C-C motif chemokine receptor like 2. Gene Ontology annotation, molecular function: chemokine receptor activity. Lineage: Eukaryota; Metazoa; Chordata; Mammalia; Rodentia; Sciuridae. Gene Ontology annotation, biological process: inflammatory response; G protein-coupled receptor signaling pathway; immune response. Bases 519 to 1589 code for a protein of 356 amino acids. The record is from RefSeq and is a predicted model, not a curated record. Gene Ontology annotation, cellular component: membrane; cytoplasm. The transcript has 3 exons.
AGAAAACUUCCCAGUUCCUUUCAGAGGCUCAUGAGAGGCUCCAGAGUUCAACGGCUGCUGAACUCAGCUGAUCCCUGAGAUCCGAGACUGAAGGGGCAGAGCCACCCAGGGAAUAACAGUGAGUGGCUCCUCUUGUCCCUGAGGGUCUCAACCAGCUCACUCAGAAGGAAGCCGUCUUCCCACUGCCCCAGGAAUUCCCACGGCUCCCUGGAUGGUGGAUCAAGAGACUGCACCCCUCCCCGCAGGAACUCAAUCAAACGGUAAGUCCUAUAAGUUCUGCCCACGGGGAUGCUCCGCGUGGUUUCACUUUUGCAAACAUUUGUUUAUCUCCCUCGAGAGGAAAACAUCUCCGCCUGUCACAGGAAGCCGUUUCAAGGGCUAGCCUUGUGGCAACUAGAAGAAAUUAAGCCAAGAUGAUGUCAUGCCUAUUUUAAUGCCCUGGGGCACCUAGCACACCACUAAGUACUCAAGAGUCUGAUGAAUAUAGUCGCUGCUGCUCCAGGGAGGACAUCCAGAAAAUGGGUAAUUACACAGCAGCCCCGGAUGACGAGGACUACGACGUCUUCAUCAGCGAUGUUCCGAAGAACGACGACAACGAGGUGGAACCACCACCGUGUGACAGAUACAUGGCCCAGGUCCUCUCAGCCCAGCAGGUGCUGCCGUUCUGCGGCACCCUGUUGGUGGCCGGUCUCCUGGGUAAUGCCUUGUUUGUCUUUGUCCUGGUCAAAUAUAAAGGACUGAAAUACGUGGAGAAAACCUAUUUUCUGAACUUGGCCAUUUCCAAGAUGUGUUUCUUGCUUUUCCUGCCCUUCUGGUUUCACACUGCUCUGGAGAGGAGAAGUGCCGAUGAGCCGCUGUGCUGGGUUUUCGCAGGACUCCGCGCGGUGGGUGUAUUCAGUGAGGCGCUUUUCAACACCCUCCUGAUCAUGCAAAGGUACGUGGUGUUUUUCCACGUGAGAUGGUUGUCCCCAGCCUUCAGGACGAUGCCAGGCACUGUGAUCACAAGUGUUCUGAUGUGGGUGGUGGCCUUUCUGGUCACUUUGCCUGAAUACGUGCUUUAUCAACCUCAGAUGGGAUUCCAGGAAGACCAGUGGUGCUCCUUGAGCAGAUCCCACUUUCUGCCAGCUGAUGAGACCUUCUGGAAGCAUUUUCUGACUCUGAAGAUGAACAUUUUGGUACUGGUUUUCCCGCUGCUCAUUUUUGUAUUUUGCUACGUGCGAAUGAGAAACCGACAGAGGUUCAGGGAGAGUCCGCCUGACCUUUCUAGGCUCCCAUUUGCCCUGACCGCCCUCUUCCUUUUGAUGUGGGCACCCUACAACAUCGUGCUUUUCCUGUCUGCUUUCAAAGAACACUUCUCCCUCCAUGACUGCAAGGGCAUCUACCGACUGGACAAGAGCGUUCAGGUCACAGAGAUCGUGGCCAUCGCCCUCUGCUGCCUCACCCCUCUUCUCUGUGUGUUUCGGAACAGGACACUUAGGAGAUACCUCUGCAGGCGGCUCCUCUGGUGUAACGACACCUCGCCUCAACCCAGCGAGGGGUCAGACCCAGGUACAUCAAGGCAAGAUGAAGUCCACAGCACUGAAAUGUAAACCAGCUAGCACCAACUGCGGGACAAAUAAAUGUUGACUUUUGUCUCUUUGCA